Callithrix jacchus (white-tufted-ear marmoset) is the source of this 11416-nucleotide messenger RNA. It is a transcript of the gene ZNF585B, whose product is annotated as zinc finger protein 585B. Gene Ontology annotation, biological process: negative regulation of transcription by RNA polymerase II; regulation of immune system process; regulation of cytokine production. The record is from RefSeq and is a predicted model, not a curated record. Gene Ontology annotation, molecular function: RNA polymerase II cis-regulatory region sequence-specific DNA binding; DNA-binding transcription repressor activity, RNA polymerase II-specific. Gene Ontology annotation, cellular component: nucleoplasm. NCBI's taxonomy places the organism in Eukaryota, Metazoa, Chordata, Mammalia, Primates, Cebidae.
GCGCCGAUUACGGAAACUGCAUGAAGUCUCUAAAGAUGUAUCUGCGCCCUGUUGACUAUGGGCUAAAUUUGGCUUCCAAGUUAAUUCAGAACAUGCGCAAUUUCAACAGUCCAUAAAGGGAGGUGCUAGAAGUCGGACCGGAAGUGGAAGUGGCCCCGGAAAGCUAUUUCGCCGCUGGUGUCAAGAGUAUUUCCACGUUUUAAUGCCGAGAGGUCUCUGUGAUGAUUUUGGUUGAUUGCGAUUAGGGAUUCUGUGAAGUCAAUAAUGGAGGAGUUGUCCGUGGAGUUAGUGACGGUGGUUUCCGGGCUCGGUGAUGUGGAUCUGUGGCAUCUGUCGAUGGUUGUCUGUGACGGAUUUCUUGGGUCAUUGAUGGGCUCUUUGGGAUGAGUGAUUGGGGUUUAGGAGUCAGUGAUGGGAGUCUGUGGUCAGAGACAGAACCUGUAGGGUCAGCUAUGGUGAUCGGUUCCUGGGUGUCUCUGGGGAGUCCCUGGGCCAGACCUUCCUCCAGACUCCAGCCCACUUCUUCCGAGCAGCUCUGCUGAGUUCACUAAACCACUAAACUUCAGGCACCCUAAAGAAAAAGGGUUGAGACCAGUGUGGCCAUGCCAACUAGCUGGAUCUCACCCCAGAAAUCCCCAGCCCUGGCUCCAGAGGAUCAUGGCAGCUCCUAUGAGGGAUCAGUGUCCUUCAGGGAUGUGGCUAUCAAUUUCAGCAGAGAGGAGUGGAGGCACCUAGACCUGUCUCAGAGAAACCUGUACUGGGAUGUGAUGCUGGAGACCUACAGCCACCUGCUCUCAGUCGGGUAUCAAUUUCCUAAACCAGAGGUGGUCAUGUUGGAGCAAGGAAAUGAACCAUGGGCAUUGCAGGGUGAGAGGCCACGUCACAGCUGCCCAGGAGAGAAAUUAUGGGACCAUAAUCUACGUAGAAAAAUUCUCAGUUAUAAACCAGCCUCCUCGCAAGAUCAAAAAAUUUAUCCUGGGGAAAAAUCCUAUGAGUGUGCCAAAUUUGAAAAGAUAUUCACCCAGGAGUCACAAUUCAAGGUACACCUGAAGGUUCCUUCAGGAGAAAAACUCUAUGUCUGUAUUGAAUGUGGGAAGGCUUUUGUGCAGAAGCCAGACUUCAUUACACAUCAGAAAACCCAUACAAGAGAGAAGCCCUAUAAGUGCAAUGCAUGUGGAAAAUCCUUUUUUCAAGUAUCAUCUCUUUUCAGGCAUCAGAGAAUUCAUACCGGAGAAAAACUCUAUGAAUGUAGUGAAUGUGGGAAAGGCUUCCCUUAUAACUCAGAUCUCAGCAUACAUGAGAAAAUUCAUACUGGAGAGAGACACCAUGAAUGCACUGAAUGUGGCAAAGCAUUCACACAGAAAUCCACACUCAAGAUGCAUCAGAAAAUCCAUACAGGUGAGAGAUCCUAUAUCUGUAUCGAAUGCGGACAGGCCUUCAUUCAGAAGACACAAUUGAUUGCACACCGAAGAAUUCAUACUGGAGAAAAACCAUAUGAGUGCAGUAACUGUGGGAAAUCCUUCAUUUCCAAGUCACAACUUCAGGUACAUCAACGCAUUCACACAAGAGUAAAGCCCUAUUUAUGUACUGAAUAUGGGAAAGUCUUUAGCAAUAAUUCCAACCUCAUUACACAUGAGAAAAUUCAAAGUAGAGAGAAAUCUUCCAUAUGUCCUGAAUGUGGGAAGGCCUUUACCUACAGGUCGGAGUUGAUUAUACAUCAAAGAAUUCACACUGGAGAGAAACCUUAUAAAUGUAGUGACUGUGGAAAAGCCUUCACUCAGAAAUCAACACUCACAGUGCAUCAGAGAAUUCAUACAGGAGAAAAAUCAUAUGUAUGCAUGAAAUGUGGACUGGCCUUCAUCCGGAAGGCACAUUUGGUUACACAUCAAAUAAUUCAUACUGGAGAGAAACCUUAUAAAUGUGGUCACUGUGGGAAAUUGUUCACCUCCAAGUCACAACUUCAUGUUCACAAACGAAUUCACACAGGAGAAAAGCCCUAUAUGUGCAAUAAAUGUGGGAAGGCAUUCACCAACCGGUCAAAUCUCAUUACACAUCAGAAAACGCAUACAGGAGAGAAAUCUUAUCUAUGUUCCAAAUGUGGAAAGGCCUUCACCCAGAGGUCGGACUUGAUUACACAUCAGAGAAUCCAUACUGGGGAGAAACCUUAUGAAUGCAGUACUUGUGGAAAAGCCUUUACCCAGAAGUCAAAUCUCAAUAUACACCAGAAAAUUCAUACUGGAGAGAGACAGUAUGAAUGCCAUGAAUGUGGGAAAGCCUUCAACCAGAAAUCAAUACUCAUUGUUCAUCAGAAAAUUCACACAGGAGAGAAACCCUACGUAUGCACUGAGUGUGGAAGAGCUUUCAUCCGCAAGUCAAACUUUAUCACUCAUCAAAGAAUUCAUACUGGAGAGAAGCCUUAUGAAUGCAGUGACUGUGGGAAGUCCUUUACCUCCAAGUCUCAGCUCCUGGUGCAUCAGCCAGUUCACACAGGAGAGAAACCCUAUGUGUGUGCCGAGUGUGGGAAGGCCUUUAGUGGCAGGUCAAAUCUCAGUAAGCACCAGAAAACUCAUACUGGAGAAAAGCCCUACAUUUGCUCUGAAUGUGGGAAGACCUUCAGACAGAAGUCAGAGUUGAUUACACAUCACAGAAUUCACACUGGAGAGAAACCUUAUGAGUGCAGUGACUGUGGGAAGUCUUUCACUAAAAAAUCACAGCUCCAGGUGCAUCAACGAAUUCACACCGGAGAAAAGCCUUAUGUGUGUGCUGAGUGUGGGAAGGCCUUUAGCAACAGGUCAAAUUUGAAUAAACACCAGACCACACACACUGGAAACAAACCCUACAAGUGUGGCAUCUGUGGGAAAGGGUUCGUUCAGAAAUCAGUGCUCAGUGUCCAUCAGAGCAUUCACGCUUGAGAGAAACUGUGAGAAAACCCCACUGAGGAUGGGUCUGAUUGUACACUGUUGCAUUCAUGCAGCAGAAAAAUGUAUAAUAUCAUAAGUAGAAAUGACCACAUCAGCAUGUCAUGUAAGACUGUUCUGGAGAGGGUCUCUCAGAAGGCACUGAAUGAGGCAAGGGACCCUUCCAACCUUGUCAUCAGCCUCAUUAAACCUUGGGGCAUUAUUCAUACUUAGAAGGAACUGAGUCAAUUUGGUGAAUAGGAAAAGCCUUCUCAUGAAAACUACAAUGGAACACUGUUACCAGAUUCUUCAUAGAAAGGAUUAUAUUAUGGGAACGAUAAUCCUGUUUACUGUGGACGGGGUAUAGUGCCAACAGUUUGAAUGGUAAGACAACAUAAUAUAUAUGUUAUAUUAUAUAUAUAUAUAACAGGAUAAAUCCUUCUGUUGUUGUCUGUUCCAGAGCACACUGUUGAGCAGAAUUAUGGGUGUUUUCUCAUUCUUCUUUUGAAUCCAACACAGUUGUACAUAUCCAGUGCCCCAUUGAGUAUUUCUAUCAAGCAAGAGAUACUGCAAUAAGACAAAUUCUCUAUGUAUUCAGACACAGACCUCAGAGUGUCUGAGUCCCCAUUGUGAUAGUCCCCAUUGUUACUGCAGCCCCCUUCAUUACUUGCCAGGACCCUCUCUGAGCCCACAGGUCCUCAGCACAAUGAGUCGGACCCCCAGUACCGUGUUUUGUUUGUUUGUUUGUUUGUUUUUGUUGUUUUGAGACAGAGUCUUGCUCUGUCAGCCAGGCUGGAGUGCAGUGGCAUGAUCUUGGCUCACUGCAACCUCUGUCUCCCAGGGUCAAGCAAUUCUCCUGCCUCAGCCUCCUAAGUAUCUGGGAUUACAGGUGAGUGGCACCAGGCCAGGCUAGUUUUUGUAUUUUUAGUAGAGAUAGCAUUCACCAUGCUGGCCAAGCUGUUCUCAAACUCCUGACCUGUUGAUCCACCCGCCUUGGCCUCCCAACAUGCUGGAAUUACAGAUGUGAGCCACCAUGCCCAGCCCAGCACAGAGUUUUGUAUACUUCCACCAGUCUCAAGAAAGCCUCUGUGGUUAGAAUUUUCAGGUUAUCUGGGACAAUUUAAAUUCUUCCUUCUGCUAUUAGAAUUCUUCCCAUUCAGCCUCUUGUUUUUUGUUAAUUUACCUGUUGCUGAGUUGAAGCCCAGCAUUUUGCUUUCCUUCAUAAUGUGACUUUCAUAAGUUGAUAACUCAUGAAAUCAAUAUAUUAUAUGCGAUAGGAGAUAACUCAUGAAUCAUGUAAAAUCAAUGAACUCAUGAAAACUAACAGCACCAUAUGUUCACUGUCUACUUGUGUCCAUGUUCAUUCCAUGCACCCCACAAGGACCCUUCCUGCUAUAUGCCUCAGACAUAAGUUCAGUCCCUGACUCAGGGCCUUUGUAUUUGCAGUGCCCAUUGCAAAAAGCACAAUUCUUUAUCUGUGGCUUGUUCCUCAUGUUUGUUUGUUUUUUUCCAUGACACCUCCUUACAGGCCUUCCCUAUCUGCCUGGUUUAAAAUUCCAGCCCCUCACCCUUCCUCCUUUACUCUUCUCCCUAGCACUUUCCACCACCCUGCCUGGCAUCUUUUGCUCAUUUCUCUAUGGCUUCUACACUAGAAAAUAUUUCCCUUUUGUUCACCCCUAUGAGUCUAGCCCCAUGACUGCCAUACAGCAGGGAUUCCAUAAAUGCACCUGUGGAGAGUUGACCAGUGUUUGCUGCACGACUUCUGAUUUUUUUCUUUGUUGUAGCAUAAGAAGCUCUAAUAGGGAGAACCAACUUCCCUAAAACACCCAGACCUUUUCACCUUCAGUCUCUACCUAGGUUGUAUCCCUUCUCAACCCUAAAGCUAAAAAGUCAUUGUAAACUUUUUGGUCUGAUGCUAAAGAAGGGAGGUACAGGAGAUCCCAUGUGGAUACUUGCUUCCAGUAUUCCCUGCCAUGAUUCCAGAAUCCCACAGCUCCAACGUGAUUGCAAAAGACUCCCUGCUCAUUCAUCCUCAGCAUGCACAGCUAUGCCCUGUCUCACCUGCAACUUGACAUAGCCCCACCUACUCCAGAACCCAACCCACACACCUGCUCAUCCUGCCAGAAGAGGAUUGCCUGAAGCCAGUACAGGGAACUAGAGCAGACAAGGGUAGAUCUUCAUUGAAUAUUAGGUAUCCUGCCCUAGACAGGCAGCAGUGACCUUAGAGAUGCUGGCAGAUGAUCUGAUUGGAUGCACAGUUGCUGGGUGGCCCUUCUGGAACUUGCAGAAUGGCUUGUCUGGGGCCAGUCUGUUGGCACUUCUGGGAGUGGGAAAUAUUUGGGGCCUGCAGAGAUGUUUUCACCUUUUGGAAGGGCAGUAUGGGGAGGUGAAGAUGGGGCCCAAGGAUAGAACAUAGUCAAAGGGGCAGCCACAAUGCCCCUUUAAUUCCCAAGCCCUAGUUGGGGAGUGCUUGGUGACACAUCCAUUACCCCACCCUAGAUCAGUGUCUACUGAGCCAUCAUUAGCUCUGCUUCCUCAGUUCUUCACAGAAUCUGAUGGCCCAUCACGUGUUCAACAUCUUAGACCAAUGUCUGAUGACCCCUUACUCCCUUCACCUCAUCCAGCACUAUAUCUGAAGCUUUACUGUUCUGCCUUCAAUUUCAGAUACUUUGUGAUACACCAUUAUUCCCAACUUAGGACAAUGUCUGCUGACCCUCAGGAGGAUGUCUGGAGAUCACCUUUUCCUUCUUAUCCCCUAGAACAAGGUCUGGUCACCCUUCAUUAUUCCCAUUUUACCUUACUCCUAAGUGUAUCACUUGAAUUUCAGGAAAUACGGAGAAAAACACAUUUCACUGUACAUGACUUUCAAUUAUUUCUCCUUUGUACUUACUGUGACAUAAUAUUUUAGUACUGACCUAUGUGUAUAGGUAUACCCAUUUAUAUAAAAGACUUUUUUAGAUCAGUUUUAGGUUCACAGCAAAAUGCGCCUAAGGUACAGAGAUUUCCUAUAUAUCCCCUACCCUCAUGCGUACACAACGUCCCCCAUCAUCAACAUCCCCCUUCACAGUGGUACAUUUGUUACAGUUGAUGAAACUACAUUGACACUAUCAGCCAAAGUCCAUGGUUUAAUUAGGGUUCAGUCUUGAUGUGCAUUCUGGUUUUUUUGUUUUCAGACGGAGUCUUGCUCUGUGGCCCAGGCUGGAGUGCAGUGGCGUAAUCACGGCUCACUGCAACCUCUGCCUCCCGGGUUCAAGCAAUUCUCCUGCCUCAGCCUCCUGAGUAGUAGGUGUGUGCCACCACAUCCAGCUAAUUUUUUGUAUUUUUAGUAGAGACGGGGUUUCACCAUGUUAACCAGAAUGGUCUCGAUCCCCUGACCUCAUGAUUCACCUGCCUCAGCCUCCCAAAAUGCUGCGAUUACAGGUAUAAGUCACCAUGCCUGGCCUUGAUGUACUUUCUAUGGGUUGAGACAAACGAAUAAUGACAUGUAUGCAUUAUUACAGAAGGGUAAAGAGCAGUUUCGCUGUCCUAAUAAACCUCUGGGUUUUGCCUAGUCAUGCCUUCCUACCCUACACCCCUGGCUAUUUUGUCUCCAUAGUUUUGCCUUUGAACCAUAAAGUAUGCAGCCUUUUCAGACUGACUUGUUUCACUUAGUAAUGUGGAUUUAAGUUUCAUGUCUUUUCAUGGCUUGCUAGCUCUUCUUUUUUUUUUGCACUGAAUAAUAUGCUGUUGUCUGGAUGUACUAUGAUUUAUUUGUCUAAUCACCUACUGAAGAACGUCUUAGUUGCAUCCAAGUUUUACUGAUUAUGAAUGAAGCUGCUGUAAACACCUGUGUGCAGGUUUUUGUAUGAACACGACUAUAAUUUUUUUUUUUUCUUGAGAUGGAGUCUCGCUCUGUCUCCAGACUGGAGUGCAGUGGUGCAAUCUCAGCUCACUGCAACCUCCACCUCUUGGGUUUGAGUGAUUCUCCUGUUCCAACCUCUUGAGUAGCUGGGAUUACAGGUGUGUGUCACCAUGCCUGGCUAAUUUUUGCUUUGUUUUGAGGCAGAGUGGCCCCCACCACCACACCUGGCUAAUUUUAGUAUUUUUAGUGGAGAUGGGGUUUCAGCAUCUUGGCUAGGCUGGUCUUGAACUCCUAACCUUAUCCACCCGCCUUGGCCUCCCAAAGUGCUGGAAUUAUGGGCAUGAGCCACCACAUCUGGCCCUUACAGCUUUUUUUUUUAAGGUCAUAUUUAUUGAGGUAUAAUUUACAUAGAGUUAUAUUCACCCUUUUAAGUGUAGAAUUCUCAAAGCUUUGACAAGUAUAUCUAAUCGUGCAGUCAAUACCACAGUCAGGACAGAGAACUGUUCCGUCACUUCCCUGCACUUCCUCCUGUUUUUAGUCCAUCCCUCUUCCCUACCCCCGACAAUCACAAGCCUACUUUCUGUGUGUAUAAUUUUGCCUUUUCCACAUGUUGUGUAAAUGGAGACCUACUGUGUGUGUCUAUGUCUGUGUGUUUGUAUCCUUUUGAAUGUGAUUUGUUUCAUUUCAUGUGAUGUAUUUGAGAUCCAUCCAUAUGGCUAUAUGAGAUAGAAAUGGAAAAUAAGGUGUUGAAAAGAUGCUUGAUAUCUUUGAUUAUCAAGAGAAUGAAAAUUGAAACCACAAUGAGGUACCCAUACACACCUUUUAGCAUGCCUAAAAAUCAAGACAUAAUGCUGAGAGUUGGCAACAAUGCAGAGCAAUGGAAACUUUCAUGCACUGCGGGUAGAAACGUAAAAUGAUACAUAUAUGAUAUAUCCACUUUGGGCGAAAAGUUUUGGAGCUUCUUUUUAUUUGAGACAAAGUCUCACUCUGUCGCCCAGACUAGAGUGCAGUGGCACAAUCUCAACUCACUGCAACCUCCGCUCCCCAGGUUCAAGUGAUUCUCAUGCCUCAACCUCCAGAGUAGCCAAAAUUACAGGCAUCCGCCAAUACACCUGGCUAAUUUUUGUGUUUUUAGUAAAGACAGGGUUUCACCAUGUUGUCCAGGCUGGUCUCAAAUUCCUGACCUCAGAUGAUCCACCCACCUUGGCCUCCAAAAGUGUUGGGAUUACAGGCGUGAGCCAUUGCACCCAGCUGGCAGCUUCUUAUACUGUUAAACAUAUACUUAUCAUAUGACUCACCAAUCCAACUCCUAGGUAUUUACCCUAAUUGUUUAUAUGAAAACAUGUACUCAAAUUUCACAGGAACUGUAUAAUUGCCAAAAGUAGAAGCCAACCCAAAUGUAACAGUGGGUGAAUAAUUAAACACAUUGUAGGGCUUCUAUACAAUAAAAUACUACCCCAACAUGAAAAGAAAUGAUUUAGCUGGGCGCAGUGGCUCACGCCUAUAAUCCCAGCACUUUGGGAGGCUGAGGCGGGUGGAUCACGAGGUCAAGAGAUCGAGACCAUCCUGGUCAACAUGGUGAAACCCCGUCUCUACUAAAAAUAAAAAAAAAAUUAGCUGGGCAUGGUAGCGCAUGCCUGUAGUCCCAGCUACUCGGGAGGCUGAAGCAGGAGAAUUGCUUGAACCCAGGAGGCAGAGGUCACCGUGAGCCGAGAUGGUGCCAUUGCACUCCAGCCUGGGUAACAAGAGGGAAACUCCAUCUCAAAAAAAAAAAAAAAGAAAAGAAAAGAAAAGAUUUUAUUGACACUGGCUGCAACAUGGAUGAAUCUCAGAAGUACUGUAUUUUUUUUUACUGUGUGAUAAUUUAAAUGACAUUUGAGGCCGGGCACGGUGGCUCACGCCUAUAAUCCCAGCACUUUGGGAGGCUGAGGCGGGUGGAUCACAAGGUCAAGAGAUCGAGACCAUCCUGGUCAACAUGGUGAAACCCCGUCUCUACUAAAAAUACAAAAAAUUAGCUGGGCAUGGUGGCGCAUGCCUGUAAUCCCAGCUACUCAGGAGGCUGAGGCAGGAGAAUUGCCUGAACCCAGGAGUGGAGGUGGGGGUGAGCCGAGAUCGCGCCGUUGCACUCCAGCCUGGGUAACAAGAGCGAAACUCCGUCUCAAAAAAAAAAAUGACAUUUGAAAAACUAUUAGAUACUAGACUAUAGAUUUAUAUAUUUAAAUUUUAUGUGUGGAUAUCAUACACUAUAUACUGUGUUUUACUGUAUGUUAUAGCACAUUAUAAUAUUUAUUAUUAUACUUACUACACUAGUUUCCAUUUUAUAUAAUACAUAUAAUAUCUAGUGUAUGAGUAUAUAAUUUUUAUAUGUUGCAUAUCAAACUUUUAUAUGACAUUUUAGUUUUUACUUUUAUAUAAUCACAUUUAAUGUUUAUAAUAAAAAGUUAUUAACUAUAAUAAACUAGAUCAUAGGGUUCAGAGACCCCACAGAUGGAGGUGGUCAAUAUUUUUGUUAUUUCUCAAGAAUCUCAAUUCUGGCUGUUUAACAUCAAGGAAGCUUUCUCCAGCUUUGGGCUUUUGCACCAACCAUGUUCUCUGAGGAUACUCUGCUUCCCCAGUGCCCAUAUAUCUGGCUUUCUUCUCCCAUCUUUGAAAAGCAUCCACCCCCACCUUGCCCCACCAUUGUAUCUGAAGGAAUACAGCCCUUGGGGUCACCUUUCUGCUGUAUUAUUUCGUAUAUAUUUGUGUUGCAGGCAUCACCAUCUGACUUGACAUUAAAUAUUUCUUUUUUUGGUUUUUCAUCCAACCUUUCCACUAGACCUCAUGAGGCCUGGUCUUUGUCUGUCUUGAUAUUGCUGUGUCCAAGGCACCCAACAUGGUGCCAGCACAAAGCAGACACUCAGUACAAGCUUGUUAAAUGAGUGAAUGAAUGAAUGAAUGAAUAAUAGCAGUAGUACUGACGUUGAGCCAAUGCCCCACACAGAUUGGCUAAAUGAAUGGGGAAGUGGUAGGGUUGGUUCCAGGUUCUCUAAUUUUUAAAAAAUUAAUCUAGAUUUUAAAUUAGAGGGCCAGGCGUGCUGGCUCAGCAUUUUGGGAGGCCAAGGCGGGCGGAUCAUGAGGUCAGGAGUUUGAGACCAGCCUGACCAACAUGGUGAAACCCCAUCUCCACUAAAAAUACAAAAAUUAGCUGGGCAUGGUGGCAUGUACCUGUAAUCCCAGCUACUCGGGAGGCUGAGGCAGGAGAAUCACUUGAACCUAGGAGGCAGAGGUUGCAGUGAGCCGAGAUCAUGCCACUGCACUCCAGCCUGAGUAACAGAACAAAAAACAAAAAACGAAAAACUAAUGCCCCUCCCCAUGCUUCAGCAUACCUCAGCUCUAAUUCCAUGUACAGGUUGUCCCCAACCACCCUGCCACUCUCCUAAGUAGCUUACCUACAUCUUCCCCCAGCAUUCCAUGGGGUCUCCUAACUCAGCCUCCUCUUGGUCACAGUGGCAUACCCUGUUGGUGGGGGACAGUGGUGAGGAACCCAGAGGCAGAGGUCUAUUACCAUUGGCAUCCACCCUAGCACUUUCAAUCCCAUCCCCCAUCAUCAGUUCCAUAUGCUCCACCCCAUUCACUGGAGCAGCCACCAGCAAAUAUAACCCAGGAAGCAAGAGGAAUGUGGCAGGGCUGAGGGUUCUGGGCCUCAGGCACUUGAUUGGAAAGUGAAUGUGAUGCAGUGUGGCAGAUGUUGACCCUGUGGCCAAAGUCAGGUUAAAGCCAUGAUUGUCAUGCACACUUGCCCUAAUGUCAGAAUGAAUUGAGCCCUCCAUCCUCAGCUUCAGUCAGGCUGCUGUGCCUAUGUGACUCUUAUCUAUAUUAUAUCCUAUCCCACCCUAUGCUGCUCUACUCCCCACUCCCCAGAUCACACCACUUAUUAACUACAAUACUUAAUCUACCAUUAUGUUGAUUCUAUUAUUGGUUUUGUUUUUGUUUUUUGUGGUUUUUUUGAGAUGGAGUUUCACUCUUGUUGCCCAGGCGGGAGUGCAAUGACUUGAUCUCAGCUCACCUCUGCCUCCCAGGUUCAAGUGAUUCUCCUGUCUCAGCCUCCCGAAUAGCUGGGAGUACAGGCAUGCACCACUAUGCCUGGCUAAUUUUAUAUUUUUAGUAGAGAUGGAAUUUUCUCCAUGUUGGUCAGGCUGGUCUUGAACUCCUGACCUCAGGUCAUCUGCCCACCCUGCUUCCCAAAGUGCUAGGAUUACAGGGGUGAGCCACCAUGCCUGGCUCUAUUAUUGGUUUUAAGUAUAAUUAUCAUAAUUUAUAACUAAUAUCAGAAUCUUUGUCACUACUUAUUACAUGCCUUUAAUUAUUAAGAUACCAUGAAUGACAUAUGAACUCUGAUGCUAAGAAAUCCUGUCCGUUCUAGUUUCUGCCACCUUCAGAUUGGAGUUUACAUGAACACAAUAGCCACGGCUCUAGGGGGAAUGUUUUUCUGCCUCUGUAAAAUCAACACAAUUAGAUUACUUCCUUUAUGAUAUUAUUAUGGUGUUAUUUCAAUAUUUAUUAUAAUAAUAGAUAUUGCUACUAAAACAAAAGCUGUUUUCUGUUUCCAUCUGUGAAGUAGGGUAAUGUAAGCACCACCUUAAUACAAGCGUUUGAGUUAUACUAAGUUUGUGACUAUAAUAAAUGCCAAUCCUGAGAA